Messenger RNA from Eupeodes corollae, 6417 nucleotides. Its product is annotated as HEAT repeat-containing protein 1 homolog. Gene Ontology annotation, cellular component: 90S preribosome; t-UTP complex; small-subunit processome. The transcript has 3 exons. Bases 74 to 6346 code for a protein of 2090 amino acids. Lineage: Eukaryota; Metazoa; Arthropoda; Insecta; Diptera; Syrphidae. Gene Ontology annotation, molecular function: snoRNA binding. The record is from RefSeq and is a predicted model, not a curated record. Gene Ontology annotation, biological process: maturation of SSU-rRNA from tricistronic rRNA transcript (SSU-rRNA, 5.8S rRNA, LSU-rRNA); positive regulation of transcription by RNA polymerase I.
AGUGAAAAAGUACAUUUUUGUUGUGUGUUGUGGAGAACCGACUUUAGUUAAAAAAUAGCCAAACAAUUUGAAAAUGACUUCCUUAAGUCAACAACUUAAAAAACUCGCUGUCCCACAGACAUCGAACUUAGCUGACCUAAAAGUAAAGGCAUCAAUUCUCUUCGAACCGAAAGAAGCCGCCACUAAAGACAGAAAAACCAUUUACGAUCUAGGCUGUGAUGGUCUCUCCGAGUUAAUAGCCCUAAAUCAUGCUUUUGUGGAAUUUGAAGAAACUCUGUUCCAGAACACUUCGCUAAAUCUCGAGCGUUCAGUGGAAGAUUCAUCUUUCAAUCAAAAUCUGGACAGACAUAUAAAAAAGUUCUUCCAUCACUUGUCGCCGUAUUUUAUGCUCCGCUCCUCACAUCUCUGCCUUGAAUGGUUGAUUAGGAGGUUCCGCGUGCACGAGUAUAACAAAGACGACUUUGUCGCCCUCAUUCUGCCUUACCACGAAACGAACAUCUUUGUCAGAUGUAUACAGAUCCUAAGGAUUAAAGACACAUCCGAUCCUUGGAACUGGCUGCAACCGCUUCAAAAGCCAGGAGUGCCACUUCCCAAGAGUGCAAUUUUCAACAGAGCUGCCUGUGAACCAAGUUUCCUUCAAUUUGUCUGCAAGAGUGUCGUCGAGGCGACCAAAGAACUGGGAAACAGGGCGCCUACCUUGCAAUGCCUUAUUAAUUUCUAUUGCUCGGUUGUGAUUGGAGCGUUUGAGAACUGCAAUCAGAUCAAAGAAUGGCAUGUCACAACAAUCAUGCCCUCUAUUACAAAGGGAAUCAAAUCGGGAGUUCCGGAUUUCAUCUCUGCCAGUUUCAUGAUCACAACUCAGCUUGUCACCAAAACUAGCCUCACUCUCAAGCUAUUGAAUGUCCUUAUUGGUCAUAUCUGGAGAAUCGAGUGUGAACCCCUGCAAACCACAUCGAUUUUGUUACUCAAUUGGAUUUCAAAGACCCAAGCGAAUGUCUUAACUCGAUUCCCCGAGAAAGGGUUUGUAAAAUUCAUCGAAAAUGCAUGGUUAAACAACAUUAUGAGCACCCUCAGCAAAGACGGGAUUUCAAUGAUUUAUCUGACUAUUCCUUUGGUCAGAACUGCCUUUGACAUUUUACAAAACGACGUGGCUAAUGCAGAGGCUUGUAAACGUUAUAUUGAGAGUUUGCUCUUCGAGGUUCAUUUUCCCAGUCAUUCGGCUAAGUUGCUUAUUAAAUGUGUCCUGGAAGCACUCUCGCUCAAAGAACACAAAGAACUUAACGACGGAGAUGUAAUUGACUUGGAGUCGGAUUCCGAACUGCCGAAUCAGAGCAAUGUGAUCAAUUGGUUUACUAAGAUCAUUCAAAUUUUGGAGCGUCAAUAUCCAAGGGAAAUGGAUAUGAUGAUCAAGGAAGCCAUGGAAAGUGGAGACAAUGAAAAAUCAAAGAAUGGAAUCAAAGUUGCUCUUGCAAUUCGUUAUAAAUUCCUCACAGAAGACACAUCAUCGAUAUUUGAAAAAAUAUACCACGUCAAUCCCAAAAUUCGUGCCAUUUCUGUGAAAGAAAUCGUUAAAAAAAUCAACAAAAACGAUAAUGACGUUCAGCACUACAGUAUGCUUAAAGAAGCUUUAGCCGAUCGGAUAAGCGAUGACAAUGAGAAGGUUGUUGAAGAAAUCCUCAAACUUCCUACUAGUGUAUGCAUAGAAAUGAUUGGCAUCAAGUCAUUUGUGGAUAAUAUCAUCAACAUACUUGACAAAGCAACAACAAAUAGUAUUGGUUGGGCAUAUCUUCAAACUGCAGCGCUGACUCAUCUAACAUCAGAGGCUGUGCUUAGAGAAUACGAUAGCAACAUAAUUCUACUGGCUGUCAGUAGGUAUUUAAUUCCAAUUAAAAAUGACCAAGACAAUGCAAAGUACAUUAAGACAAUCUUGUCUAGUCCAUUGGCUGAGAAGAAGCCAUUUUUCCGGACUCUAGUUAAAAAGUACAAAGACUCAACAAUCGACUUGAAUGAAUUUAAAAUGGACUUCCUCGAAAUUUUAUCUACGUCAGACGACACGCCACAUGCUGAGGAUUUAGUCGAAUCCAUGAAGAAAAACGGUGAAGCCAGUUUUAAGACAUCAAUUCAGAUGUCGCAUUUUCUGGUCAUGGUGUCGGUAUGUUUCAAAAGAAAAAACAGUCUAAACAAAUCCAUCAACAUCUUUGAUUUUACGAUGAAUCAGUGUGCGCGCUUUAGGAUCACACUUUCAAAUAACGAUAAAAAGCUUUCAAAUGCUAUUUCGUUGCAGUUGUUUGUUGAUUUUCUGAAUAGCCUUAUCCAAGGAACUGAUUUUGAAAAACUUCAAGAUUGGAACUGCUGUUCAGAAUCUUUGAAAUUGUUUUUGAAAAUAUUUAGUCUUCUCACUUCGAAGGCAUUUUCGUCAAAACUAGAUCCGAAUGAUAAGAAAGAAUGGGCUAAAAGCUUGCGGGAUAAUUUGAAUACCCUAUUCCCGACAAUUAAAGAAAAACUGAACUUCUUGUCUCAGUUUUUGAUACACGAAAACUUCGGUGGUACAGAAAACUUCACGGAAUCUAGAAUACGAGCUGCAAGGCUUCUGGAGAUAAUUUUGAGAGGAGGAAAGGUCGACAAACAUGACGUAGACCUGCGGUUCAUAUUGAAGGCCAUUGUUGCAUUAAGUAGCCCAAUUUCAACGAUACGUGAGUGCGCAGUGGACAUUCUUCGGGCAGUUAAGGGUUUCAGAGAGGAGCUGUCAACUCUUAUUGGGAACAUCGUUGAACGCAGUGAGGAAAUUCAGUUCGACGCCGAACAGAUUCCAUUGAUUCUUUUUACUAUUCUCAGUAACAAACGGAAAACAUCGAAUAGUAUAUUGAUUGGCAACAUUUUGAAUAUAAUCGACGACCCAGCUGAGACAAUUUACUUUAAAUCCAAAAUCAUCGAAAUCCUUAAACACAUUAAAAGCGUGAGCAUUGUAAAUUCUAUGAUUCCUGCUGCAAUACUGGCACUGGACAAUUCAGAAACAGUGGGCAAUAUAAAGAUUAUUGAUCAAGCCUCAGCUAGCAUAUUUAAGUCCGUCGUAUCACGCUUUGACGAGAAUUGUAUACAGGAUGUGAUAUCAACCAAUGACAAUGCAUGGAACCUCAUAGAGAAGUCAUUCAAAAUGUUUAAGUCCUUCUUAAACUUAGAUGGAAAGCUUACCCCUGUCCCUUGUGUAACGCUGGAAAUUCUGGAAGAAGCAACUUACAACAAACUACCGAACGCGUAUAAAAUAAAACUCUUGAGACUCAUUAUCGAGACAAUCUCGCUAUCUGAUAAUGAUACAUUGUUUUUGGAUGUAAAUAAAGCCUUUAAAAAGUGCAGUAUCGAUUGCGACCAUGUUCUGCCACUGCUCGAGGCCAUGACAAAUAACGGCAACGAAAACGCAACAAUGCAAAAGAAGAAGAAACCAGUAGCUAGAUCUUCAAUAGUAGACGGCAGUUUGUUGAACUCCAGUCAAUGGAAGGAGGGCGUUGUGCUCCUUGAAAUACUGGAGAACAAAAAGAAGCUGCAAAAUACUCAAGUUUUGAUACCAGUGCUAUUCGAUACAUUGAAAAGAUGUUUGGAUAUGGAGAGCCAAUCCCCAGCGGAAUACACAAAACAACUUAUUCUUUCAGCCUUGUUGCAGUGCUGCCAAAAGUCUAAGGCAGAAAAUCUCCUCUGCAAAAUUUCCGAAAACACGUUUAGAAUUGACUUGAUUGUACAAUGCAUUCGAGUAACACAGAAUCCACAAACGCACUACAAUGCCCUCUUGUUCCUAUCCCAUUGCGCUGGGCUCUUCCCCCAGCAAGUGCUCCAUAAUUUAGUCGACAUAUUCACAUUCAUGGGAUCGUCAAUUGCUAGGCACGAUGAUGCAUUUAGCUUUCAGAUUAUAUCUAAUAUUGUUGAGUCGAUCAUACCGAUCCUGGUGGCAGACAGCAAAUCCAUGGUUGUCGGAAACAAACGUGUUGUUCCUGUUUUGAAAAUAUUCUCUGACAUUUUGCUAGAUGUGCCCGAACACCGCCGGGAGCCGCUCUACACUAAACUUUUGUCUACUUUAGGAGCUGAAAAGUAUUUCUGGCUAUUUUUGUGCGUUGUGUUUGAAUCGCAUGUAAUCCAUGAAGAGAAAAACAAAGCAAGUAGUUCUGCGGGUGCAGGAGAGAAACUUCCAAAGCGAAUUGAAAUAGUUUUAAAUCUGUUAAAUGAGUUUAGUACGAGCGUCUCAAUACAAACGUGUACUUCUCUCUUGGACUACGUGAAAAGGCUUCCCAUGAAUAAAGAAGAUGAAACAAAGACAACCAAAUCGAAUUUACAAGAUCCCCAAGACAGUGAUUUAUUUGAUGUCAAAGUACGAAGUGCCAAGCAAUUAAGACACUACAAGUACUUAAUUCUUCAGUUUGUUUCGACGUUUACCUCCUCGGCUAAGUUCUUGAAAGACAUUUCAGCCCUCGAUGAGGAACAAGCCAAACAGAACAAGUCCCUGUAUCAAAGCUUCAUUAUAAAAACUCUCAGUUACAUUCCGGACGUCACUGCGGCCAUAGAGAAAACGACAGAACCCACGCAAUUGAAAUUCUGGAAAGUUAUACAGCAUCAUUGUCACGACGCGUUAGACAAUGUGAUUUCACUGCUAUCGCCCGAUAUUUUCCUGGUCGCCGUUCACGGUCUCUUGCAACAUAAAUUGUUGACUAUACGCAAGAAAGUAAUUGAACUCCUGAUCAGCAAACUACAACAAAACAUUGACUACUUUGAGGAUUGCUCGGAUGAGAAUGUUCUAAAUCUAUUAAACUCUCUCGCCGAAACAAUAACUGCGAAAGAUCCUAAAGAGUCCCGCUCCACUGCGAUGCCAGCAGCACCGAACGCAAACGAGAUCACUGUAGUCCAACAAGUCGCAUUGAUUGCAAUAAAACUUCUUUCGAGGAAGUUUGCUUUGAAAUACAAGGAACAAUUCAAAAAUAUUGUCGAACACUUGACUAUGGUCAUCAAGAAACGCUCCCGAUUGCCGAAAGUGGUUCUCGCAACGGUUAUUUUAGCACUUGUCGAGGUUAUGUCAAACCUUAAAGCGCAUGCAAUCGCCCAUCUGCCAAAAUGUAUGCCGCAUUUGAUUGAGGCACUCAACGAUCAAUCAAAUAUUCUGAAGAAUCAAUCGCCGGAUAAUGUUUGCUUAGCAUUGAUGACGGGUGUUCAAAAGCUAUUUGAAUCAAUGCCCUUAUUCUUAGGACCGUACAUUGUGGGCAUAGUCAGCGCACUUAGCACGAUAUGGUCGAACAUAAGCCACAGGCAGGUGGAGCAAGACCAGAAGAAAAUUGUCAACAUAAACAAACUGGAAGCAAUCUGGAAGAAGAUAGCGGCUGAGGUGCCAGCUCGUGUUUUAAUACCCAACUGCGAAAAGGCUUACUAUGAGCUCAUAAAUGAUGGCAACUUUUCAAGCGUAAGUUUCCUAAUGAAACUAUUUUUCGAUUGCGUAUCGAAUGCAAGCGAUUCCGAUUUGUCAGCUAUUCAAGGGGAGCUUACUAAUUUCUUCCUGAAAUGCUUGGAAUUCCGUUCGCAAAUAGGAAGCCUUAGUUCUACAAGUACGAAUGACGUUUGUUCAACGGAAAUGGAAAUAAUAAACGCAUUUGUUGCAUGGAUUUUGAAACUAUCUGAAAGCUCUUUCCGACCGGUAUACAAGAAAGUAUACGACUGGGGAUUUGAGAAGGACGGUCCCAAGGAACGGGUUCUAACCUAUUUCAUACUCAAUAGGUGCAUUUCGAAUUCGCUAAAGUCAUUGUUUGUCUUAUUUUCAUCAGAUUUUAUAAAAGACGCCACUGAACUGUUAACAUCAUGCAACACUUCGAAAAACUCAGUUUUAUACUUCGAAAACUCAGACCAACUUAAUAUGGAACUAUUGGAAAAUAUUCUCUGCACUUUGGCAAACAUUUUCAUGUAUGACAGUAAAGGUUUUACCAACCCUCAUCGUUUUGACAUUCUUAUGCAACCCGUUGUUGAUCAGCUGGAAAAUAAAUUGGUACUCGACAAUGAAGAACUUCAAAAUAUUCUCUUGUUGUGUAUCGGCCAACUUGCAGUUGCUGUUUCAAGUGAUGUUCUUUGGAAACAGCUGCAUUAUCAAAUUUUACUUAAAACGAGAGCUAAUGUGCCGGAAGUUAGGAUAAUUUCUUUUAACUGUUGCGUUGAACUCGCUAGAAAGCUAGGCGAUGAUUUCACAUCACUUUUGCCAGAGACAGUGCCGUUUAUUGCAGAACUUUUUGAGGAUGAAAAUGCAUUAGUUGUGAAAAAUUCGAGAAGAGCCGUACAGGAACUGGAGUCUAUUCUUGGCGAAUCAUUACAAAAAUACUUGUAAAGUUUUUAUUUCUGAAGUUGUAAUAAAUAACCCGCAUAACAUAAAUAUAAAUCUUAUGAUUUAAAUAAAAU